This is a messenger RNA of Misgurnus anguillicaudatus (oriental weatherfish), 4298 nucleotides long. It is a transcript of the gene gfra3, whose product is annotated as GDNF family receptor alpha 3. The record is from RefSeq and is a predicted model, not a curated record. Gene Ontology annotation, cellular component: signaling receptor complex; external side of plasma membrane. Gene Ontology annotation, biological process: nervous system development. Gene Ontology annotation, molecular function: signaling receptor activity. Lineage: Eukaryota; Metazoa; Chordata; Actinopteri; Cypriniformes; Cobitidae.
UUGAGGACUGGAUUGAGCACACAGUGCUGUGGGACAGCUCGCAAUCACGCGCCUGAGCUCGAGCGCUCACAUAUAACUUACUCGAUUCCAUUCGCGCAUUGGCACAUCUAAUGCGCACCUUUCUUUACGCGUCCACCAUGGUCGUAGAUGUCUGAAUUAAGGAUUAUUAUUUUAGUAAGCGAGAUCGCGAGUAUAUAGGACAUUGUGCAUUUGGCAGUUUGAAAUUGUAUUGUUUGUUUUUGUGAAUCCGUCAUCUGCGCUCCGGACACUUUUUACGUCAUUGAAAACUGCACUGCAAGUUUUCAGUUGGAAUCUGAUUUUCGGACGCACAAUUUGGGAGAUUUCUGUCUGCGUGACUCUGCCGGACGGUGGUCCUUGUGUAUGGAUGUAGUGGGUGUCGGAGUGUCGGACUGAGGGGUCGAUACGGACCGAUCCGGGGGUUCCAGACGCGCGUCCCCGUGAUAACCUACAGCAUCAUCACCGUCCAGCCGAGCGCCUCCAGCAGCAGGCGAGAUGAUUCUUCUGGGGCUUCUUCUAAAUCUGUUUUUCAUUGAGGGUUCUGUUCCCUCGGUGGUGCCGGUGUUCCCCGGAUCUUUGGACUGCAUAGCGGCUGUAGACAAAUGUAUGCUGCACCCGGAGUGUAAGAGGCAGUUUCGUCAUUUGGAAUACUGUGUGGAUGAGGAGGCAGUGGCACCGUUGAGCCUGGAGUCACGGCAGGCCUGCAUGGAUGCCCAGAACGGCCUCAUGCACUUUCAACACCUGCAAGAAUGCAAGUGCCAGCGAGGGUCACGCAUGGAACAGCACUGCCUGAGUAUUUACUGGACCAUACGCUUUCCACAGGGUUUUGACGACAUUGAGACUUCCCCAUAUGAAGACAUUGAACUGGAACUGGUGAGAAACACUGAAACGUCAAAACUGGCUUCAAUAGUUUCAGUUUCCUCUCUUCCUCUGACCGAUCAGAACCAAUGUCUCAAAGCAGCUCAGGACUGUGGCUUGUUUGAGAAGUGUGGUUCCCUGCGCUCCGAAUAUGCGUUAGCUUGCACCAAGAUCCUACCGGGAACAAACCACUGUAACCGGCACAAAUGCCACCGGGCUCUCCGGCGCUUCCUGGAGCGCGUUCCCGAGGAAUACAGCUUCGGGGUUUUAUUCUGCCCGUGCUCGGACACACUGUGCGGGGAGAGAAGAAGGAAGACCAUCGUCCCGUCCUGCUCCUACGAGGAGCGAGACGGACAACCAAACUGCCUCCAUUUGGAAAGUUAUUGCCUUAAAGACAACCUGUGCAGGUCGAGAUUGGCCGAUUUCCAGCAGAACUGUCAACCGUCGUCUCUUUCGCCCUCCGGCUGUCUCCGGGAGAGUGGAGCCGUGUGUCUCAAGGCCUACGCUGGACUUAUCGGCACCAUCAUGACUCCAAACUAUGUGAGUAACAGCAGUACAGAGGUGUCGCAGUGGUGUAAUUGUGAAGGCAGCGGGAACCAGUGGGAGGACUGUCUGCGUAUCUUACAUAUGUUUAACAGCAACAUCUGCCUGCGUAAUGCAAUUGACACCAUGGGAAGCUCCACCCCCCGUCCAGCAGAGGGCACGCCCCUUCCUCCACCCCGUCCCUCCCCGCAGGUCCAGCGCGAUGAGCUGAACAUCAAUCUGCUGCCUGAACCGGAUAUAGUGGUGGAAAGUGAAGAAGAAGAAGAAGAGGAAGAAGAAGAAGAGGAAGAUGAAAACGAAACGGCAGCAGGAGGGUUCAACGUCAUCCCUCACUUCUCAGACGAGGUGACAGUCAUUAAUCUGGGCUCGGAGGCGGACCGGGUCCACGGUCGAGCCGCCUCCCUCUCCAAACCUCACUUCAUGUUCACGGUUCUGCUGCUGAUCGCCCUCAGCUGGGGCUAGAAACUCUCGCUCAUACAACUUCAUACAAACACAUACACACACAUGCACACAAACACACACUUUCACACCAGACUCUAAGACCUGUUAUCGAGAGACGAGUGGAACGUCACACUAGAGCGCUGGAGAGAGCGAAACGAGGGGAAAACUCUUCUGUCCUUCUUUCUGUCUUUCAUUCAUUAUUUUUCUCCUUGAGAAGAGACUCUGCUAUAGAUGUAGCUGCUUGUUCAUUAGGGAAUCACUUUUUGAAUCGGAUUCCCCGCCUGAUUCAUUCGAAUCGCAGAGACUCAUCGGACUGACUGGUGUCGAGUACAGUAGGCGACGGUGACCGAGCGAUGUAUCUACUGUAUAAUGCUUCAGACAUGGACAUAAAAGUGAGACAACAUUGCUGUUCGAGUCUUGGCUGUCCCUAUAAUGUGCGUGUGCAACAUUGCAUUACCUGCAUUGAGAAAAUUGCUGUUUAUUGUUGCUGAACUUGUAUGAAUUGAGACAAAAUGUGUGUAUGUAUGUAUGUGUACGUGCAAAUUUGAUUCGAGGAAAAAAUGUGGCGAGCACGACUCCUAAAUCAUUUUCACACCCAUGUGUCUCUCAAGUCAGGUCACACACCUAAUCACACGCGAACAGCCGGAUCGAGCAGAUGCAAUCGCUCUUCAUUUAUUGCUCUGCAAUGUGCAUUCAUUUUUUGGACUCAGCACAGACUACGCACUCUAACCAGGGGCAUAAAUAAAAAAACACGGCCUUCGACAGAGAAAACAUGAGUAAUAAAGGCGAAAUAAGGAUAUAAACAAACUAAAUAAAUAAAUAUAUCUCGGCACAGCAGGUGUCGGAGUCCGGUCUAGUUUUAGUACUCGAGGGGAUGAACAGGAAGUCAUUUUCCAGCCGCCUGUCGCCCGCUACCUCUCUCCGACUCUCUUGUUUUACUUUCACAGAGAUAAUGGCUUACAACACAAACUGUUUAUCUUGUUGUGCGUUUGUGGCGAAGAAUUACUUGCGAUGGGGAAGAAAUAGAAAAAGAGAUCAAGGAAGAGAAACACGGAGCGUCAAACCCUCCAGCAAAAAAAUCAUACAGUCUGGUAUCGCUUGCUUUCUCUGUUUAUUAUAAAUCUAUUGCUGACACUGAGGCUUUUUCAUUUCCGUUUCUUUUGAUCUUCUCUAUCUUUCUUUAUUUGUUUUCAUGUACUGUAUGUCCAAAGAAGUGAGUUUUCUUAAAGGGAUAGUUCAGCCAAAAUCUAAUGGUUGUAAUUUACCCCAAUAAGUCCUUCCAGAAACAUGCAGUGUUUUUUUGUGAUUGUUGCGGGGAAAAUCUUUGACAUUUAAUAAAAAAUGCGAUUGAAUAUGUGGGAUAUGUAUGCAAUUUUAUGCGAUGAAAUUGCGGGAACUUCCAAAAAUUGCGGGAACUUGCAAAAAACGGGGUAACUUGCAAAAACUGCGCUAACUUGCAAAAAUUGUGGGAACUUGCAAAAACUGCGGGAACUUGUAAAAAUUGCGGGAACUUGCAAAAAUUGUGGGAACUUGCAAAAAUUGCGGGAACUUGCAAAAACUGCGCUAACUUGCAAAAAUUGUGGGAACUUGCAAAAAUUGUGGGAACUUGCAAAAACUGCGGGAACUUCCAAAAAUUGUGGGAACUUGCAAAAACUGGGGUAACUUGUAAAAACUGCGCUAACUUGCAAAAAAUGCGGCAACUUGCAAAAAUUGCGGGAACUUGCAAACAUUGCGGCAACUUGCAAAAAUUGCGGGAACUUGCAAACAUUGCGGGAACUUGCAAAAACUGCGGGAACUUGCAAAAACCGGGGUUACUUGCAAAAACUGCGGUAACUUGCAAAAAUUGUGGGAACUUGCAAAAAUUGUGGGAACUUGCAAAAACUGUGGGAACUUGCAAAAACUGCGGGAACUUGCAAAAAUUGUGGGAACUUGCAAAAAUUGUGGGAACUUGCAAAAACUGCGGGAACUUGCAAAAAUUGCGGGAACUUGCAAAAAUUGCGGGAACUUGCAAAACUGGGGUAACUUGUAAAAACUGCGCUAACUUGCAAAAAAUGCGGCAACUUGCAAAAAUUGCGGGAACUUGCAAACAUUGCAGGAACUUGCAAAAACUGUGGGAACUUGCAAAAACCGGGGUUACUUGCAAAAACUGCGCUAACUUGCAAAAAUUGUGGGAACUUGCAAAAAUUGUGGGAACUUGGAAAAACUGUGGGAACUUGCAAAAACUGUGGGAACUUGCAAAAAUUGUGGGAACUUGCAAAAACUGCGGGAACUUCCAAAAAUUGCGGGAACUUCCAAAAAUUGCGGGAACUUGCAAAAACUGGGGUAACUUGUAAAAACUGCGCUAACUUGCAAAAAUUGCAGGAACUUGCAAAAAUUGCGGGAACUUGCAAAAAUUGCGGGAACUUGCAAAAAUUGCGUGAACUUGCAAAAACUGCGUG